This is a messenger RNA of Notechis scutatus (mainland tiger snake), 4030 nucleotides long. It is a transcript of the gene UBTF, whose product is annotated as upstream binding transcription factor. NCBI's taxonomy places the organism in Eukaryota, Metazoa, Chordata, Lepidosauria, Squamata, Elapidae. The record is from RefSeq and is a predicted model, not a curated record.
UGGUGAGAUUAAACAGAGAAAGCGAGACGAAGCUCUGGAAACAUGUUUCCUUUUUAUCAAUCACAUCUAGGGAGCAGCUGGGAAAAAUGGGGACUUGUGAAGAAGGUCUGUAAGGUUGCCUAAGGAUCCGGGAGCCGAAGAGACCGGCUGAUUGGAAGAAAAAAGCAGAGAGAUGGAGGCGGGGGAAGUGCGAGCUCUCUGCGGGGACUGGAGCGAGUCCACGCCCGGGGCCAGCGCUGCAGAGCUGGCGUGCAUUCAACCAACGCUUCCCAGCUAAAGCAAGCCCAGGAAAGAAGAGGGGGAAAAGGGGGGAGCUUUUCUCCAAAGUCCUUCCGAUCUGCAGGGUGAAAAUUGAUUGACGCCACCGUGAAGGGGGAAGACAAGGAGCUGGAAGGGGGAGACCCGGGAGGUGUCACCCUUGGGUCUGAGAGGUGGAGGAUGAACGGAGAAGCAGAUAGUCCAACUGAUUUAGAAAUGACGGCCCCCAAAAAUCAAGACCGUUGGACCCAGGAAGACAUGCUGAGCCUCUUGGAGUGCAUGAAAAAUAACCUGCCCUCCAAUGAUGGCAGCAAGUUCAAAACCACAGAAUCCCAUUUGGACUGGGACAAAGUGGCCUUCAAAGACUUCUCUGGUGAUAUGUGCAAGAUGAAAUGGAUUGAGAUCUCCAAUGAGGUGAGAAAGUUCCGGACCUUGACAGAAUUGAUAAUGGAUGCUGAAGAACAUGUGAAAAAUCCAUACAAAGGCAAAAAACUGAAGAAGCAUCCUGACUUCCCAAAAAAACCUUUGACUCCGUAUUUCCGUUUCUUCAUGGAAAAGCGAGCAAAAUAUGCUAAGCUACAUCCAGAGAUGAGUAACCUGGACCUAACCAAGAUUCUCUCAAAAAAAUAUAAGGAACUCCCUGAAAAGAAAAAGAUGAAGUAUAUUCAGGAUUUCCAACGAGAGAAACAAGAUUUUGAGCGGAAUCUGGCAAGAUUUAGGGAAGACCAUCCUGAUCUCAUUCAGAAUGCCAAGAAAUCUGAUAUCCCAGAAAAACCCAAGACCCCCCAACAGCUCUGGUAUACUCAUGAGAAGAAGAUCUACCUGAAAGUCCGACCUGAUGCCACCACGAAGGAGGUGAAGGAAGCGUUGGGCAAGCAAUGGUCUCAGCUCUCGGACAAAAAAAGGCUGAAAUGGAUUCAUAAGGCUCUGGAGCAGCGGAAGGAGUAUGAGGGGAUGAUGCGGGAUUACAUACAGAAGCAUCCAGAGAUGAACAUUGAGGAGGGGGCACCACAACGGUCCACCCUAACAAAAGCAGAGAGGCAGCUGAAGGACAAGUUUGAUGGGCGACCCACCAAGCCCCCUCCAAAUAGUUACUCACUUUACUGUGCUGAGCUGAUGGCAAACAUGAAAGAUGUCCCAAGCACAGAACGGAUGGUGCUCUGCAGUCAGCAGUGGAAACUUCUUUCCCAAAAGGAAAAGGAUGCCUACCACAAAAAGUGUGAUCAGAGAAAGAAAGAUUAUGAAAUUGAGCUUUUGCGUUUCCUGGAGAGCCUCCCUGAAGAAGAACAACAGAGGGUUUUGGGAGAGGAAAAAAUGCUGGGAAUAAAUAAGAAAGGUGCCACCAGCCCUGCCUCUAAGAAGUCAUCACCAGAUGCCAGCAAGGGAGGUUCUGAGAAACCCAAACGACCUGUUUCUGCUAUGUUUAUCUUCUCGGAGGAAAAACGCAAGCAGCUGCAGGAGGAGCGACCUGAACUGUCAGAAAGUGAACUGGCCCGGUUGCUGGCGCGAAUGUGGAAUGAUCUUUCCGAGAAAAAAAAGGCCAAAUACAAAGCUCGGGAGGCUGCCCUAAAAGCUCAGACGGAGAAAAAACAUGGUUCUGACAAGGAAGAUCGUGGCAAACUUCCUGAGUCACCCAAGACUUCUGAGGAGAUCUGGCAGCAAAGUGUUAUAGGAGAUUAUCUUGCCCGCUUUAAGAAUGACAGGGGGAAAGCAUUAAAGGCCAUGGAAGCUACCUGGAAUAAUAUGGAGAAAAAAGAAAAACUUAUGUGGAUUAAGAAAGCAGCAGAAGAUCAAAAACGAUAUGAACGAGAACUGAGUGAGAUGAGGGCACCACCAUGUUCAACAAAUGCUUCCAAGAAGAUGAAAUUCCAGGGUGAACCAAAGAAACCCCCCAUGAAUGGAUAUCAGAAAUUUUCUCAGGAGCUGCUUUCAAAUGGUGAACUCAACCAUCUUCCUCUGAAAGAGCGAAUGGUAGAGAUUGGGAGCCGCUGGCAACGGAUCUCUCAGAGCCAAAAGGAUCAGUAUAAAAAGUUGGCUGAAGAACAGCAGAAACAGUACAAAGUGCACCUGGACAUGUGGCUGAAGACCUUAUCACCACAAGAGAGAGCUGCCUACAAAGAGCAUACCUCCAGUAAACGUAAGAAUAUGGGGAAGAUGCGAGGCCCAAAUCCAAAAAUGAAACCUUCAAUGCAGUCCAAAUCAGAAUCUGAGGAAGAGGAUGAAGAUGAGGAUGAGGAGGAUGAAGAGGAAGAUGACGAUGAGGAUGAGAAUGGUGAUUCCUCUGAGGAGGGAGGAGACUCUUCAGAUUCAAGUAGUGAAGAGGAGAGUGAAGAUGGGGAAGAGAAUGAAGAAGAGGAUGACGAAGAAGAUGACGAUGACGACGAGGACAAUGAAUCAGAAGGCAGCAGCAGUUCCUCAUCCUCUUCAGGAGACUCUUCCGAUUCGGACUCCAACUGAAUUGUCUUUCAUCUUCCACCUUCCUUGCUGUACUUUAUUCGGUUUUGUUUUUCCGGAUAAUAGUAACAUUGCAGCUGGAAAGCUGGGAAUGGGGAAGAAACAGAGGGGGGGCGGGGGCGGGGGAGGGAAUCACUGUGGUUUAAUUCACUUCCUUUCUUCACACGCCUCACAUUGCAUUAACGAUGUGUGGGUGUGGCAGAGAGGAGCAAGGGGCAAGGUACACAAUAGCUGACAACCAGCUGAGGGGUGUACUUUUCCCUUUUUUUAUGGCUGAUGAUAGUGUGGGGAGAGAACUUCAUUAUAUAAUCCCUUCUCUCUCCCUCCCCUUAAAUCUCUGUUUAUGAGAGAUGACAGGGGUCAUAGCAAAAUCCAGACUCCUUUAACUUCUUUUCCCCCCUCUCAUCUUCAUCCUUCUUCCAACCCCCAGUUCUAGCCACCAGCUUGGGACUUUGUACAAAUCCUUUUUUAAACAACAACAUGGCAAUGAGAGACAUUUUCCCCUUUUUCUCCAUCAACCCCAGCAAACAGCCAAGGAGAGAUGGAUUCUGAAAGAGCACGAGCUGUGGGAAUUUGCCAGUGAGCCCCAUCACUCCUCAUAAUGGACAAUCUUGUAUAGUCUUGAUCUUUCACAUUUUAACAAAAGAGAAAGAGAGAAAGCAAACAAAGUGGCUGCAACUGCACUUAGCAAUUUCCUGUGACAAACUGGAUAUCCAGCAUUUCCUGCUGAGGGAAAUGGGAGUUGGGGAGGGUCAUAUUUUGUGUGAGCGUGUUGCAAGAGUCAAGGGAUAGAAGAGGAACUGAAGAACGGGAUUUUUUUAAUUUUAUUUUUUUGCAAAGGGGAAAUGUCUGGCAUACUGUUGAAGAUGGAGAGAAUUUCAAGAACUUCAAGUGACUGGCUUUAUUUUGCUGGAGAUGGACUUUUCUGUCAUUUUUCUGACCAGCGUUUGGAUAAAGACCAUAGUAGCCAGACCCCUUUGGGUUGAUGUUGUUGUUAAUAUAUAUAUUUUUUUUUACAAUGAAGUGACCAAUAAUUGUACCAAAAUGGGGCAUUUUGUUGACUGUCUUUGGGAGGGGUGGUUGGUUGUGGGGAUCAUAUGUGUCAUUAGCAUUUUUUAAAAAAUAUUUUAUAAACCAAGUAAGACAACCAUCUUUUUUUACAACAAAACGUUCCCUCUUUGACAUUAACCUCUUUACGUGUCUUUUACCAAAUGCAGAAUUUAGUAGUUUUAAGAUCUUGAGGAAAAAUGAUUUCUGUGAGACCGUGUAUUGAAGAAAUACAAAUGUAUGUUUUUUUUUCCAACAUGUCUUGAACACA